Messenger RNA from Micropterus salmoides (largemouth bass), 1517 nucleotides. RefSeq names its product TCF3 (E2A) fusion partner (gene tfpt). Gene Ontology annotation, biological process: positive regulation of apoptotic process; apoptotic signaling pathway; apoptotic process. Bases 221 to 820 code for a protein of 199 amino acids. Gene Ontology annotation, molecular function: DNA binding. The transcript is spliced from 7 exons. The record is from RefSeq and is a predicted model, not a curated record. NCBI's taxonomy places the organism in Eukaryota, Metazoa, Chordata, Actinopteri, Centrarchiformes, Centrarchidae. Gene Ontology annotation, cellular component: Ino80 complex.
GAAGCUGUCCUUGCUUAGCUUAACGUUUGACUUCAGCCAAGUGAAUUUAUAGUUAGUAUACAGUAUGUGUUAGUAAACGCUCUUAGCUAACCUGACUGUGUAGACUACAAUAAUACACAGAGAAGACUGACUUUAUGAAACAGUUUGCAGUGGAGCAGGGCAAACACACACAGCUGCUGCUGAGCAGACGCCGGAGUUUCUGGACGUUUCAUUCAUAAAUAUGAUGGAGGAUUUCUCCGGUUUGGCUCUUCCUCCUCUGUUUGGAGGACACAUCCUGGAGGCAGAGCUGGAGCCUGGUGGCGUGGAGCUGGGACCAGGAGAGGUGGAGCUGGGCCCGGGAGGCGACGAGUUGCUGGAGAGUACAGCACAAGAGGACGAAGAUAGAAGGGCUCUUGAUAAGAGGAAAUAUCUGGCUCUGAGCAGGAGAUGUAAAGAAAUUGAACAGGUGAAUCAAAAGAUUCUUGGUCGCCUUCACCAAGUACAAAGAAUCACACGGCGCUUGAAGAAAGAAAGGCGGUUUCUCAUGAAGACUUUAGAUACUCAUGGAGAUGACUACAGAAAUGCCCAGCUCACUAUACUUCUAGAGGAUGAGCCUGGAGCCCAUUUAGAUCCUGCUGCUGGAGUGGAGGAUGACCGGCUUAACGGUGUGUCUGGUUCCUCUUCAUCUGCAGCGUUGCAUCACACUGCUGGACCAAAGAAGAGGAGGCACCGAAUUCCACGGCAAGACAAGGAUAAAGACCAACAGACUGAACCAGACAUGUCAGUAUUGGCAGAGACACAGUUUGGAGAAAUGCCCAGCCCGACAUCUCUGUCUCACUGAUCAUUGCACUGCCCUGGAUAUAGGAGCACCCAGUUUAUUUUACUGUUCAGUAGAUAUGCUGCCUCUGUUCAGCCAGCUUUUGCACUGUUUGUAGUUUUACUUGAACAUCAUGAACAGAUUGGAGUCAUGUAAGGUAAAAUGAGAUGCUAUCCACCUGGUACAUGUAUACAUUUGUUUUUUAUAUAUUAUUUUCUGUUUGUCAUAUUUUGUACUAAGACAAAUAAUUAUGACCAGUUGCAAACUAGUAGUAGAAAACUUUUGUUAUUAAUGGCUUUCAAAAUACAUUCCUGGAGACUAUCAAUGAUUUUAUGAUUUUAUCUCAGUAAGCAGUAAGAGUCAUGAUCAGUAUUAAAGUAUUACAGACUGCUAUUUGGUUAGGCUGUAUUAUUUUUAUUUUAUUUUAAAGUUUUUAAAUUAAUGUUUUUAACUUUUAAAAGUUUUAGAGUGCUUAGAAAGGGCUAGUGUGUGCAUUUUAUCAUGUUUACUGACUACUUUUAUUAGUGUUCACACGCAUCAACGAUUUAAGCUUUGAUUUAUCAUGUUUUUAUACAAUAGCUAAAACCGUUUCAGGCCGAACUAAAAAUAAUUUGUUUAAUUUGCCAAAAAAUUUUCUGAAAUGUCUGUCUUCCUCAAAGGAUGGAAUUUGCUCUUGUCAUGGAUGAAUGAGAAAAUCAAUAAAGUAAAACAUCUAUGAAAA